This is a messenger RNA of Paraglomus occultum, 150 nucleotides long. The record is from the annotation of a GenBank genome assembly. NCBI's taxonomy places the organism in Eukaryota, Fungi, Glomeromycota, Glomeromycetes, Paraglomerales, Paraglomeraceae.
UGGUGGAGUGUGGUGGUGGCCACGACUGUGCUGUUACGCAGACGGUACGGUACCUUUGGUACCGUAGAAAAGCAUGUGCAUGAGCCUGCAUCAGGAGGCAGCGAUAAAAUUGUAUUAGCGUUAAUGAUCACCAUCUACAUCCCUUCUACU